GUGCAAGAUGAUGACGUCCAGACGGCAUGCAACGAGGGUGCAUGGUUUCAGGCAGAGAAGCACCGCAAGGCGAUCCGGGCGUUCUUGGCAGGCCCCGGAAGCGCGGAGCGGUGUGCCAUGUUAGACCUGUUCGGCGCUUCAGGGCAGAUGUCCUCGUGUUGGCGCAAAGCUGGUUGGGAGGCUUUCGCCUACGACAUCAAGACUAACAGCAAGCAUGAUCUCACGAGUGCAAACGGCUUUUGGCAGUUGUGCAAAGCAGGGAAGAAGCUGAUGACGAAAGGCCUCAUCUUCGGGGGCCCGCCUUGUAGUCUCUACGUGUGGAUCUCGAAGUCGGUCCACAAUCGAAGAGAGGACAACAAGUACAUCGGAGAAACCGGGAACUUCAAGGUGCGCGUGAGCAAUCGGAUCGUGGCGAACAUGUGCGUGUUCUUGGAGGAGCUUUCCAAGGUGAAGGACUGCGUCUACACUGUCACGGAGCAGCCAGGCAGCUCAUGCAUGUUCAAGAUGCGAAAUACCUCAUCCAUGGUGAAGCGGCUCAAGAUGAAGUUUGUUUGGACCUGGAUGGGAUUGUUCGGGCAUGAGAUGCAAAAGGGAACGAAGCUCAUCGGCAACCUCCCUUCUCUCGGCUCCCUCCGGCGUGUGAUGACACAUGCCGGCCGAAAGCAGAUCAAGAACAG
Messenger RNA from Symbiodinium pilosum, 677 nucleotides. NCBI's taxonomy places the organism in Eukaryota, Dinophyceae, Suessiales, Symbiodiniaceae. The record is from the annotation of a GenBank genome assembly.